GCGGCCCCCACCCCUUACACCCGAGGGGCCCCUCUUGCCCGCCCCCAGCACCCCGGGGUGCUUCGGGCCGUAGAUAAGCCAGCAGGCUGGCACGGCGCCGCGCACGGGGCGGAGAGGUCACGGGCUUGCCAGGGGAGGGGCCGAUGGGUCGGGGCUGCGCCCCCCGCCCGCCCGGCACCCCCAAAUCCCUAAUCGCAGCCGGAUCUGCUCUUGCGGCGCAGCCCCGCGGGACGUGGCAAGAGCCGACCUGCAGAGCCUGUUCUGGCCGCGGCGGCCGGGGGGGGGCGGGCUGGGCGUGGGGGUGCCGGCGCUGCGGCACCUUUAAGACGAGGGAGGACCCCUCUUGCCCUCGGACAAACCAGGAAGGGAGUCGCGAGCAUCAUACGGGGCUUUGCGUACUGUACGGCUACUGUAGGGGCAGUGACGCCGCCGCCCGCCCGAGCGAGGUCCGCGCCGCGGGCAGCCCCGAUCGCGCGUCCUCCGGGCCCGGGUCCCCGCGGGGUAAGCCGCCCGGGCUGAAGGGGAGCCCUCUCGGAGAGGUGUUGGCGGGGAAGAUGGCUGGCGGCGUGGACGGCCCCAUCGGGAUCCCGUUCCCGGACCACAGCAGCGACAUCCUGAGUGGCCUGAAUGAGCAGCGGACACAGGGGUUGCUGUGUGACGUGGUGAUCCUGGUGGAGGGCCGCGAGUUCCCCACGCACCGCUCGGUGCUGGCCGCCUGCAGCCAGUACUUCAAGAAGUUGUUCACGUCGGGCGCCGUCGUGGACCAGCAGAACGUGUACGAGAUUGACUUCGUGAGCGCCGAGGCACUGACGGCGCUCAUGGACUUCGCCUACACCGCCACGCUCACGGUCAGCACGGCCAACGUGGGCGACAUCCUGAGCGCUGCCCGGUUGCUAGAGAUCCCGGCCGUGAGCCACGUGUGCGCAGACCUGCUGGAGCGCCAGAUCCUGGCGGCCGACGAUGUGGGAGACGCAGGCCAGCCCGACGGGGCGGGCCCCACGGACCAGCGCAACCUGCUGCGCGCCAAGGAGUACCUAGAGUUCUUCCGCAGCAACCCCAUGAACAGCCUGCCCCCCGCCGCCUUCCCGUGGCCUGGCUUCGGUGCCCCUGAAGACGACCUCGAUGCCACUAAGGACGCAGUGGCUGCUGCCGUUGCCGCGGUGGCUGCCGGCGAUUGCAAUGGCUUGGACUUCUACGGCCCGGGGCCCCCCGCCGAGCGGCCACCCGCGGGCGACGGAGACGAGGGCGACAGCACCCCAGGGCUGUGGCCUGAGCGGGACGAGGAUGCCCCGGCCGGGGGACUCUUCCCGCCACCCACCGCCCCGCCGGCCGCCACACAGAAUGGCCACUAUGGCCGCGCUGGAGAGGAGGAGGCAGCAUCGUUGUCCGAGGCGGCCCCCGAGCCUGGCGACUCCCCAGGCUUCCUGUCGGGCGCAGCCGAGGGCGAGGAUGGCGAAGCGGCUGAUGUGGACGGGCUGGCGGCCAGCACGCUGCUCCAGCAGAUGAUGUCCUCGGUGGGCCGAGGGGACAGUGAUGAGGAGUCCCGCGCAGACGACAAGGGUGUCAUGGACUACUACCUGAAGUAUUUCAGCGGCGCUCACGAUGGCGACGUGUACCCGGCCUGGUCACAGAAGGGCGAGAAGAAGAUCCGGGCCAAGGCCUUCCAGAAGUGUCCCAUCUGCGAGAAGGUGAUCCAGGGUGCAGGCAAGCUGCCCCGCCACAUCCGCACACACACGGGCGAGAAGCCCUACGAAUGCAACAUCUGCAAAGUUCGCUUCACCAGGCAGGACAAGCUGAAGGUGCACAUGCGGAAGCACACAGGCGAGAAGCCAUACCUGUGCCAGCAGUGCGGCGCGGCUUUCGCGCACAACUACGACCUGAAGAACCACAUGCGGGUGCACACAGGGCUGCGGCCCUACCAGUGCGACAGCUGCUGUAAGACCUUCGUGCGCUCCGACCACCUGCACAGACACCUCAAGAAAGACGGCUGCAACGGGGUCCCCUCGCGCCGCGGCCGCAAGCCCCGCGUGCGGGGUGUGCCCCCCGAUGUCCCCACUGGGGCCGCCGCGCCCCCCGGGCUCCCCGACACCCCGCGCAAUGGCCAGGAGAAGCACUUUAAGGACGAGGAUGAGGACGAGGACGAGGCCAGCCCCGACAGCUCGGGCCGCCUGAAUGUAGCAGGCAGCGGCAGUGAUGGUGCAGGUGGCCCUGCUGUGGCCACUGCAGAGGGUAACUUUGCAACCUGACUCAUAUUCAAAACAAACCAAAACCAAAACAAACUAAGAGAGAAGAGAGAAAAACCACACCCACCCUAGCACCACAGCUGUCUGUCCAGACGCCCUCCAUCCAUCCACACGCGGACCUGUGUGCGUGUAUAUAUCCAUGGCCAUUGUGGGCACGCCUGCCUUUCACAGAUUCUUAGGAUGUGGCCACACCUGCUCCCGUGCCCCUCGCCCUGUCCGCGUGGGGUCCCACCCUGGGGGCCUCCCUGCCUGCUCCUGGCUAAGGUGAGGGUGAUGGGGACCCCCAGGACAGGCGCCCGGCUCCUUGCUGGUUGGUUUUAGGGGUCUCAGACAGACCUUAAAUGCUUUCUGUCCACUGUGAGUGGACGUUAAAAUGGUCCCCGGCUCCCCACCCUCCUUCCUCAGGGCACUUACUAAAGAGGGGGGUGUCCCCUCGGCCUCCCUGCUCCCGUCCCGCCUGUGGCCUCACACCUCUGCACACCCGUACCCUGGCCACCCACCACUGACAUACAAGUCUAUUUAUUCCCAAGCCUGGGUGGCCGGAGCUGGGAUUUGGGGGGCCGCUGGGGUCCCGCCACCUUCUUUCACGGCACUUAAACCUGGCGGGGUCCUCGGGGCCACUGCUCAGGGCGACCCCCCCGACCCUCCUGUCUCCGCUAGCCUGACCCCGCCCCAUGUUCAGAGAUUGAAAAUUCGUCUUCACCCUGCGCCCCACUUUUUAAAGCACUUUUUAGAUCUAUUUCCCCUUUUCCUCCUUAAAGACAGUUUAUAUAGAGAUAUAUAGAGAGAGAUAUAUAUAUAAAAUAUUCUUUUCCUCAGAGGAGCCGGCAGCAGGCAGCAGUUUUAGGGGGACGUAGCCAAGAUCAGAGGGAACCCCAGGGACUCAGGCAGGGACAGGGGAGGGGGCAAGAGAGGCCACAGCUUAAUGUCACAAAACAGCAAUAAAACCCCAAGAUUUUACUAAAUACGAAGGGAAAACAAAAACUUUAAAAAAAAAUCAGCUAAAGCGGCGACAGCCACGUGGGGAUCUUGGCACUUU
Messenger RNA from Alexandromys fortis (reed vole), 3282 nucleotides. It is a transcript of the gene Zbtb7a, whose product is annotated as zinc finger and BTB domain containing 7A. The transcript is spliced from 3 exons. Gene Ontology annotation, molecular function: protein binding; DNA-binding transcription factor activity, RNA polymerase II-specific; RNA polymerase II cis-regulatory region sequence-specific DNA binding. The record is from RefSeq and is a predicted model, not a curated record. NCBI's taxonomy places the organism in Eukaryota, Metazoa, Chordata, Mammalia, Rodentia, Cricetidae. Gene Ontology annotation, biological process: regulation of transcription by RNA polymerase II. Bases 144 to 2246 code for a protein of 700 amino acids. Gene Ontology annotation, cellular component: nucleus.